GGCAGUCAAUAUGGCUUCCCAGUUCAGCGGUGUCCUGCAGCUGACAGAUCUCGAUGAUUUUAUCACCCCUUCUCAGGAAUGUAUCAAACCUGUCAAAGUAGAGAAGAAACGGGGCGCAUCGGUGGCCAAAAUCCAGAUAGAAGAUGAUGGUAGUUAUUUUCAAGUCAACCAGGAUGGUGGGAAGCAGAAGCUGGAGAAAGCAAAGAUCACACUGAAUGAUUGCCUGGCCUGCAGUGGUUGUAUAACCUCAGCUGAGAGCGUCCUCAUCACGCAGCAGAGCCAUGAGGAGCUCUUCAAAGUGCUCCGUGAGAACAAGGCCAAAGAGACAGAGCAGAUGUUGGUGGUGGUGUCAUUGUCACCGCAGUCCAGAGCCUCUAUCGCAGCACGCUACGGCCUCAGCAGCAGCGAGGCUGGAAGGAGGCUUACCUCUUUUUUCAAAGGUCUUGGGGUUCACCAUGUGUUUGACACAAGCUAUAGUCGGACAUUCAGCCUGUUGGAGAGCCAGCGAGAGUUUGUAGAGCGAUUCCAGAGGAAAGAGCAGGACAAAAAAUCCCUGCCCAUGCUGACGUCUGCCUGUCCAGGUUGGAUUUGCUAUGCAGAGAAGACUCAUGGAGAGUUUAUUCUGCCGUACAUUAGCACCACUCGCUCCCCUCAGCAGAUGAUGGGUUCUCUGGUUAAAGGUUAUUUUGCUGAACAACAGGGACUGACUCCACAGCAGAUCUACCAUGUGGCAGUAAUGCCCUGCCCUGACAAGAAACUUGAGGCCUCAAGGCCAGACUUCUACCUAAACAAACCUGAGACCAGAGAAGUGGACUGUGUCCUCACCUCCGGAGAGGUUCUGAAAAUGCUGGAGGAGGAAAAAGUGUCUCUUAGUGAUGUGCAGCCUGCACCCCUAGAUACAAUGUUCAGCAAUGUGAACGGGGAUGAGUUCCUGAGUCAUGCUGGGAGUGCUUCAGGGGGUUACCUCCAUCAUGUUUUCACCAAUGCUGCCAAACAGCUGCUUGGAGAGGAGGUAAAGGAACUCACCUACAAGACCCUCAGGAAUAAAGACUUCCAGGAGGUGACUCUGGAGAAAGAUGGUGUAGUCGUGUUGUGCUUUGCCUCCACAUACGGCUUCCGUAACAUCCAGAACCUGGUGCAGAAACUAAAGAGGGGGAAGUCACCUUAUCACUUUGUGGAAGUUAUGGCUUGUCCCUCAGGUUGUCUAAAUGGUGGUGGGCAGAUAAAGGCCUUACCUGGUGAGAACCAAAAGGAGCUUCUUCAGAAAGUUGAGGAGCUCUACAAAGCAGAUCUCCCCCAAGCACCAGAAGAUGACACACGUGUGGCCGAGCUGUACCAGUCCUGGCUGCACAGUGUAGGCGAGGAGAGAGCCAGAGAGCUGCUGCACACGCAGUACCACGCGGUGGAGAAGAUGACCAACGGACUCGGUAUGAAGUGGUGAUGUUUUAGACAGCAUCGUUUUGCAGAGUUUUAUUUUGCAAGGUUUCUUUUUUAAGCAUACACUGACUACAGAACCGUCCAAAUAAAUGUCACUUUUUCUGUAUCUCUUCAGAGAUAAAAAUGAUGUAAGCAAAGACAAAUAUAAGGUUUGAUGUAGUCCAACAUCUCUUUACUCUUGACUAUCUGCUUGUCCAGAUGCUGUUUACCUCAGUAUUUUAAUUACUAGGUUAUAGAUAAUACGCACACAAUUCUGAUGCCAAACCAAAUUACAUGUAUGGCCUGAUCAUUUCUCUUACCACUGCUAAUUGUCCACUCAAAUGUAAAAAAAAUAAUUCAUUUGUGUGGCACCUGUUACACUUUGAAAAUGUGAGUUGAAAUAAUAUCAAAUUGUUAUCAUUCCUUGUUUAUUUAACCUAAUGAUUAAAUAUAUUUUUUGAAAAAUUAAAAACAUUAUUUAAUUGUA
Scomber scombrus (Atlantic mackerel) is the source of this 1903-nucleotide messenger RNA. It is a transcript of the gene ciao3, whose product is annotated as nuclear prelamin A recognition factor-like. The transcript is spliced from 11 exons. The record is from RefSeq and is a predicted model, not a curated record. Gene Ontology annotation, cellular component: cytosolic [4Fe-4S] assembly targeting complex. NCBI's taxonomy places the organism in Eukaryota, Metazoa, Chordata, Actinopteri, Scombriformes, Scombridae. Gene Ontology annotation, molecular function: 4 iron, 4 sulfur cluster binding. Gene Ontology annotation, biological process: iron-sulfur cluster assembly. Bases 11 to 1441 code for a protein of 476 amino acids.